AUGCCUAUAGCCCCAAUGGUUCAGGAGAGAAGUGUAUAUGUACCGGCGCUGAAUAAGUACUCUGUGUCGGUCUCAGUGCCAUUUCUAGAAUUCAUUGCUGGAUUAACGCCUGGUAUAGCAUGGAACACAUACUAUGACGAGUUUUGCAAGUCAGUCCGUGUCCUUUUUGGGUAUGAAGUCAGAAGUCAGGAUCUCAAAUCUGUAUUUAAGAAGUUCAACUCAAACCCAGAGGCACCGCUAGACUGGAGUGAAUUGUUUGGACACUAUGAGAUGUCAGAUGAGAAUGCCAGUUCUGAGCCAGAUGAAGAAAAUACUGUUUUCCUCGUCUCAAAACGGAAAACAAUUGCAAGAGCAAACGGUGACAAAAAGAGGAGAGAUCAAAUUAAUUCUGUUGUGAAGGUGUCAGACUUAGAUUUGGUGGUGACGGCGUCUCAGAAGGGACAAAUUUCAAUCUACAACAACAAGGAAGCUCUUUGGGUUACUGGAUGCGACUAUCUUGCAAAUUUGAAGCGUGUUGUUAUUGUGAUGGAUAGAAGCAUUGGCAUUUGGGAAUAUAGACAACAAAAACAGUGCCAGGCAAACCUUUUUAUCAUAAAGCCACUGGACAACCCUCUUCUUUGUGUUUGCACCGUGACUCCCUCUGAGCAUCUUUCAGAUUCCAUUCUUAUCGGUGACAAUGCCGGGUUUGUAAACCUGGUCACUGUAUCAAUCAGUGAUUUAAGCUCCAAAAAAUCUGAAGAGAAAGGCCAAGCACAGAUGCUGAACCACAUAGGACUAAGACACCCUGUUGUAAGAAGAAAGCUGCAUAAUGACUGGGUACUUAAAGUAGCUUUUUUCCCUGAGCUCAAUGCCUUUGGGUCCUGUUCUCUUGACAGUGUCCAUUCAUUCGUCCUGGAAGAACUGCAACGACUGGAAGACAAUCAAGAAGUGAGGGAGAUCUCAGUCCCAAGAGGAGUGAAUACCUUUGCCUACUGUGUCAAAGCCAAUCUCAUUGCUACAGGGGGGUCUGAUAAAAUUAUCCGGGUUUGGCACCCAACCAUGUUCAGUAAGCCAAUGGGAAAGCUUCUUGGCCACUUGUUCACGAUCACCCACAUUGCUGCAAAUGAAAAGGAGCAGCACAUCAUUAGCCUUUGCAGUGCCAGGAUUUUUAGGGUGUGGGAUAUACAGACACUAACCCCACUGCAAGUGUUCAUAGAUAACCAACAGGAAGAGAAAGACAGUCGCAUACACGCCAUGGUCUUUGAUGGCAAUCUCGGUCAACUCAUAACUGGUUCAGGUGUGCUGGAUGUUUGGCCCCUCCAGCGCACUGUACAGGACACUGUGCAAUUACCUAUCACUCACAACAUGGCUGUCAACGUGCUGGUGUAUAACCAAGCUCUGAAACAGGCCCUGACUAUCUGUUCCCAGUCGCUUCUUAAGGUAUGGGAACUGGAAAACGGAGAUCAGGUUUAUCAGAUUGCUAAUGCCCAUGGGCCACAUGUAGAGCUGACAGCAGCUGCAGUGGAUUCGGCUGGAUUUCAUCUGGUAACAGGGGGGGUUGAUGGUUCGCUAAAAGUUUGGGACUUUGAGAGUGGGCAAGAUUUAAAGUGGAAGCCUCCAGAGGCAAAGCACAAGGAGGGGGAUCAGAGCUUAGUCAAGCUUGUCUAUCUUAGUUCAGGAGAUCAACGCUCCAUCCUCACUCUGAAUGGCAAUGGAGCAGUCCAAAUCCUUCAGGAUUCAGAUAGGUUUUCUGACCUUAAACUGGUCCAGGUGUUUCCUACAGUGCAGUGCGGUCUGCAGAGUGAUUCCCUGCUGCAAACCCCUGCAAAGACCAGUGCACUCUACACUCAACCACUCAAUCAACCGUUGCCUGACAUAGGUGGCUCCCCAAGAGUGAACCCUCUAGCUGCAGAAGAACUGACCUGUCUUGAUGUAUUAUACCAAGAUGGAAAUCACUUAGUAGUGACUGGAAGCACCAAUGGAACAAUUGUCCUCUGGGACUAUGAUUCAGCCACUGUCAAACACCUGUAUACGGAAGACCAAAUUCUUCAUCCUGAUGAUCAGCAAACAUGGCAUUAUAAUUUUGACAGGGGACAAUUUUUGAAGAAGGUUCUGCCAGGCACAAGAGGAUCUAUUGUUCCCUUAACUGCAAUGUGUGUCAAUUUGGACGCCGACUUACUUCUGCACCUGGAAGAAGUCUUCCCCAAUCACCGGCCAGAAAUGUUUGAAAAACUCAGCGGGGAGGCCAUCUAUCCCAGGCACCUUCCCACUGGAGAGCUGUGUCGCUGCAGUAGUCGGUUCCUUAAAGGAGAGCUCUGUAUCCAGUCCACUCUGCUCUUCCUCACUCAGGCUGGUUCUCUGCCGCAGGGCAUCCGCACACACCUCAGCUACUGGCUUACCGCUCUGUUCUUCUCCAGGCCAAAGAAGAAGGAAGUGGGUGCGUCCAUGUCCCUCAGCUCUACGAAGCGAGAACGCACCAACACCCCCUUCACCUUCUCCUCCAGGACGUCCGAGAUUAACAAAGAAUUAGACAGCCCCCCGUCAUCCGACUCGUACAUGCCCUCAAUUUCUUCGCUGUCUCCCCUGUCUUCUUCAGCGGCCUCGCCACUCUCCACAGCCACAACUUCAGCCUCAGCCUCAGCCUCAGUACCACCUUACUACCUAUCUCUUAGUCAGACUGGGACAGCUGCCGGGGAAGACGCACCGCUGACUCAGGCCUCUGCUGGUUCCUCUGAAUCGGACUCUGCUGGCACCGCUGACUCGGGCUCUGCUGGUUCCUCUGAAUCGGACUCUGCUGGCACCGCUGACUCGGGCUCUGCUGAUACUUUGAAACAGCUUUCUGAGGUGGUGAGACAGCGUCUCUCUUGGCGAGCCCACUCUUCACCAAUUACCAGCAUUUUCUAUGUGGACAGCAAAUCUGUGGUCCUGUCAGCCUCUACAGACGGAUCUGUCAGGGUUUGGUAUGCUCCGAAAGGUCAUUAUAUUGGAUACUUUGGCCAGCGUAGAGUGUGGCAGUUAAUAAAGCCUCUUGAGUUUACUUUACCUUGUGAUGUCAGUCAACUUCCACUGGAAGUCAAAACCAGGGGGAAAUCACUGGUUAAGAAGAAACAGCAGGGGUAUGAUUACCCCCUCAUUCUGAACUGGGAAAGAUUAGAAGUCCUGAGCAAGUAUUAUCGGUCCCACAACUGUUUUUGGAAAGCUAUCAAGAUGCAAAGCAGAGUCUAUCAACUGGAAAAACGAAAUGCCCGAAGGCCACAAGGCCAUGUUAGACGAUUGAUCUUCAAACCUGGUCAAGUAACCUCCGCAGUGCCCAAACUCUUCAAGGCCAUCAGAAUUGGAUUUCAGAAAGGUCACUAUUAG
Molecule: messenger RNA, 3339 nt
Organism: Polyodon spathula (Mississippi paddlefish)
Lineage: Eukaryota; Metazoa; Chordata; Actinopteri; Acipenseriformes; Polyodontidae
Product: WD repeat-containing protein 64-like
Exons: 26
Coding region: 1-3339 (1112 amino acids)
Molecular function (GO): protein binding
Source: RefSeq, a predicted model, not a curated record